UCCCUGACCCCUUGAACACAAUGCGAUUCUGAUAGCAGAAGUCACAUGUAAGGGUCAAGUGUAGACACAGCCAUAGACUUGCAUGUUUUUUCAAAAAGGAACGACAGCUUUUUGGAAAUGUUUGGAAAGUGUUGGGAAAAUUCCUUAUCAACGUUUUGUUGUAAUAAGGUUAAUUGAGACGGAAUCAGCCUUUUCAUAACGAGCUGCCAUCUGAUUGGUCCUCACUAAUUAGGCCUAAUUCAUUGCCCUGUAGUUGAUUUUACCUGCGUGUUGGCCUCUAUGCGCAUGUGCGCAGAAGCAUCAAUCUGGCGAUGUCUUCCGAACAGAAGAGAAACAUAGUUGUGUUUUUAUGUGUAAUAACUGUAGCUAUUUCUAACUUGUUCUGUGGUGCAUUGAGUGUAGAAAAGUUKAAUGGUUUUAAUGCGGAUCAUGAAAAGGCGUCAAAUGCUGACAGAGAACCGAUGAUCAACACAAAAGAAGACGUCAAGCACAAAMCUGAGUACCUGGGCGGACUGGCCAUUCUUCGGCGCAAUCUUCGACCCACUGUUAAUAAUUCCAGCAUUCAAGAACAGAGUGCAGAGUCCAUUGACGUUCCUGAGAACUCCAUAAAUAAUUCGAGUCAACCCAACAUUGAUCUAAAGUCAACUGAUUUGCGGGCGCCUUUGAAUGUGCGUAAUGGUUUCAAUGUCCAGAAAAGAUCUCUGGAUUACAAUGCUGGACAUCAGGCAGUCUUYAAAGGUUUUGAAGGCCCUGGUUUUCAAGGGAAGGUCUAUGGUCCAUCAGCUGACCACAACCCCCACUCCAGUGAAUGGCUGUCGAUGAGGCCUCUGGUCCAGUGUAAUGACAACCUCAUGAUGCUCACUGCAUCUGGACGAGGAUACACACAUCUACUGGUGGAUAGAGCGGGCACCWCUCCCAUCUCCCUGUUCCAGCUGCCGCCGUCCUGUGGCUACCAUGUGAAGACUACCUGGAGAGAGAUGGUGAUGAUGGCACCAUACGAUGGAUGCUACAUCAUGCAGGAGCAUGGUAGUUAUGUCCUGCCCAUGCUGUGGUGGGGCAGCCCUGUGAAGAUCAUCUGCCCAGUCCCCCACCCUGACCCCCGACCCCACCCUGUCCCCCCAAACUCUGUCCCCUCAGUACUCUGCUCCCACUUUGGCAUGGCCAUCCAGAUACAUGGAGGGGAGGAGGUCAUACACACAUUACAGGUCAUAGAGAACGGCGAGUGGGUGCCGUUUGUGUCUGAAGAGUGUGCCUACCAUGUGGAGUCCCACUCAGAAGACCUCAUCUUUUAUGUUCCCUUUACAGCCCCAUGUGUGACCAUCAGAGAUGGAGUUCAUCGACUGGUCCUAUUGGACGGCCAGGACUUCAUCCUCUCCUGCCMCUCAUAUCCCCCUCCUCCAUUUCCCUUCUUUCCCUCUCCUCCAUUUUCUCAACCCUUCUCUCCUGGUGACCCACAGCAGCAGAUACCUGACCCUGUGACUUUUGCUCYCUCCACCAGCCCUCCCCUUACCUCUCCUCCCAUCACCCCUUAUACUCAACCCCCAGCCCAGGAACAGAUGCCCCAACUUCCUGCGUUCCCCCACCACCUCCCUCAUGGCAUGUAUCCCCAAAUUCCCCAUUUCCCUUACGGUGGAGCUGGUUAUCACCCUCUCCUCCACCCUGGUCACGAUCCAUACCCUGGCUCCCAUCAGCUUCUCCCAGGGAGAUACCCAGGCCAGCAGCCCUUCUUCCCCAUGGGGCCUGGGAAUCACCCCUACGGCUCUGGAGACCACCGUGACUCCUUUUACCUCUCCCCGCCCCCGCCCCCUACCCACAAUCCAAUGCUCAACUAUUAUAAUGAAAUCACCCCUGGUGUCCACCGUCCUUCUGUUGUCGAUCCUACUCCUCUUAUAGCUAUCCGGCCUCCUCCUCCCGCCGCUUAUACCAAACCUCCUCCUCCCGCCGCUUAUACCAAACCUUCUCCUCUUCCCGCCGCUUAUACCAAACCUUCUCCUCUUCCCGCCGCUUAUACCAAACCUUCUUCUCCUCUUCCCGCCGCUUAUACCAAACCUUCUCCUCUUCCCGCCGCUUAUACCAAACCUUCUUUCUCUCUUCCCGCCGCUUAUACCAAACCUUCUCCUCUUCCCGCGCUUAUACCAAACCUUCUCCUCUUCCGCCGCUUUAUACCCAAACCUUCUUCUCCUCUUCCCGCCGCUUAUACCAAACCUUCUCCUCUUCCCGCCGCUUAUACCAAACCUUCUCCUCCUCCACCUCUCGAUACUGAACCUGUUCUUCCUGUAACACCUACUGCCAUUGAACGUCAUUCUUACCCCAUUGUUACCGGAUCUCCUCCUCCCCCUUCUGGAUCCAAACCUUCAUCACCYGUUUUCCAACCUYCAAAACCACCUGCAGAUCCAAAUGACCCAUAUGGGGUCCACAUGACCAUCAAUCAGGCCCUGAUUACUGAAGAGCCCAUGUCUGCUACUGRGAGCCCCAAUCCUGAUCCCUAUACCCAACCUAAAUGGCCUGUGGGUCCAUACUAUUACCCCUAUGGUCCUUACUACCCCCCAUCUGGUCCUCACCAUUACCCCUUCAUACCCAUCUACUACCCCUUGCCUAGCCCAGUCACGGCUAGUCCUCCCCAGACUCUCCCUUCAGGUACUCUUGACCCUACAAUGCCCACGGUCUACCCUCCCCACCUCUACCCUCAGCCAGUCACCUGCACUCCCUCUGCCCAUACCAUCUGUAGCUAUUACCCAUAUCCCUUGGAUGUGCCACACUACCAGCCACACCACCCAUAUCCUCUCUACCUGACGCCCAGCCCCCCUCUGACCACCCUAGCCCUUCUCUCCACAGGCACAGCUCUGCCUGGGGAGAGCCAGGAGAGGGGGAGGGCGAGGGGAGAGCCCAGGAGAGGGGGAGGCCGAGGGGAGAGCCCAGGAGAGGGGGAGGGCCGAGGAGAGGGGGAGAGGCCGAGGGGAGAGCCCAGGAGAGAGGAGGGCUGA
Salvelinus sp. IW2-2015 is the source of this 2984-nucleotide messenger RNA. The record is from RefSeq and is a predicted model, not a curated record. Lineage: Eukaryota; Metazoa; Chordata; Actinopteri; Salmoniformes; Salmonidae.